AUGACUACCAGAAGAAUAGCAAAGGAUGAUGAUCUUCUAGAGAAUUUAGCUCCCAAUGACUACUCAGCCCAUUCAAUAUCAUCGCCGAAUGCAGCUGGUUUUCCCGGUUGCAUUGGCUUCUCUGCUUGUGCUAGGAGCCGUACGAGUUGCACUCGAUAGUUUGAAGAACAACGAGUCGUAUUUUCUUUGGCAAUCCCGUUUGGCAGGAAGCAGAAGGCCUAGACUUCCAAUUAUUGUUUCUGAAGAUGAGCUGAUUGAAGAUGGCUGCGAUGUGUUUGAAGGAAAAUGGGUAUGGGAUAAUUUAAGCUACCCGCUUUAUAGAGAAGAGAGUUGCCCUUACUUGGUUAAACAGGUUACCUGCCUUAAAAAUGGAAGGCCUGAUUCUUUGUAUCAAAAUUGGAGAUGGCAGCCUAAUGGAUGCAACCUGCCUAGGUUUGAUGCAUUGAAGUUGCUAGAGAUUUUGAGGGACAAAAGGCUGAUGUUCAUAGGGGACUCAAUACAGAGAGGAAUGUUCGAGUCUAUGGUCUGUUUAGUACAAUCCGUAAUUCCAGAAGGAAUGAAGUCUCUUGAAAGGAUUCCUCCCCGAAAAAUUUUCGUUAUUGAGGAGUUUAAUGCAUCGAUCGAGUACUAUUGGGCACCCUUCAUUGUUGAGUCUAUUUCAGAUCAUGCUACGAAUCACACUGUACUAAAACGAAUGGUCAGGCUUGAUUCCAUAGCUAAGCACAGCAAAGAGUGGGAGGGAGUUGACAUUUUGGUUUUUGAGAGCUAUGUAUGGUGGAUGUACAAACCUUUGAUCAAUGCAACAUAUGGAUCUCCAGACGAUGUUAGAGAAUACAAUGUAACAACUGCGUAUAAGCUGGCCAUGGAAACUUGGGCAAAUUGGAUAGAGACCAGAAUCAACCCUCGCAAUCAAAAGAUCUUUUUCAUGACCAUGUCCCCGACGCAUCUGUGGAACUGGGAGUGGAAGGCUGGAAGUGAAGGUAACUGCUUCAACGAGUCACACCCCAUUGAAGGGCCACACUGGGGCACUGGUUCCAGUCUUGACAUCAUGGGAUCAGUGAAAGAUGUUUUAGGAAAAUUGAAAGUGAAUGUUAGAUUGUUAAACAUUACACAGCUAUCAGAGUACAGGAAAGAUGGCCAUACUUCAGUAUUUGGCGAACGUAAAGGGAAGCUCUUGACCAAAGAACAGAGGUCUGAUCCAAAAACGUAUGCUGAUUGCAUUCACUGGUGCUUGCCAGGCAUCCCAGACGUAUGGAAUGAGAUUUUCUAUGCAGUUCUUUUGCAGGAUUACCGUAAUAAUUCAGGAAUUGCAUGAUUUGUCCUCGAAUUUUUCCAUCUUGCUUUGACCAACUUCUCAGGUAUUUCAACAUUAACAUAUGGAUAUCCUAGUAGUAAGACCAGAAAUGUUCAACCGAGAGCUUUCUCAGUUAUGCUAGAAAUGAGUAUGCAUGCCACAUAUGUAGCAGAUUUUCACGUUUAACAUCAUUGAACAGACUUGCAAGUCUCUGCAAGAAGACUAUUGAGAUGCUUACUGUAGCAGAAAUCGUGUAACCUUUUUAGCUGUAGGACGCACCAAUAAAGCAUGGAUAUCGUUCUAAAGGCUGCAUUUUGAACGGAAGUUCAACUGUUGCACUAAUUUCAUCUAAUGCAAUUUAAU
Coffea arabica (coffee) is the source of this 1657-nucleotide messenger RNA. Its product is annotated as protein trichome birefringence-like 31. NCBI's taxonomy places the organism in Eukaryota, Viridiplantae, Streptophyta, Magnoliopsida, Gentianales, Rubiaceae. Gene Ontology annotation, molecular function: O-acetyltransferase activity. The record is from RefSeq and is a predicted model, not a curated record. Gene Ontology annotation, cellular component: Golgi apparatus.